Molecule: messenger RNA, 1242 nt
Organism: Apis laboriosa (Himalayan honeybee)
Lineage: Eukaryota; Metazoa; Arthropoda; Insecta; Hymenoptera; Apidae
Gene: Hey
Product: hairy/enhancer-of-split related with YRPW motif protein
Exons: 3
Coding region: 1-1242 (413 amino acids)
Biological process (GO): regulation of transcription by RNA polymerase II; anterior/posterior pattern specification; regulation of neurogenesis
Cellular component (GO): nucleus
Molecular function (GO): DNA-binding transcription factor activity, RNA polymerase II-specific; protein dimerization activity; RNA polymerase II cis-regulatory region sequence-specific DNA binding
Source: RefSeq, a predicted model, not a curated record
AUGUGGAGAGUAGUGGUCGCACGAUCGGACGAGAAUAGCACGUUGCUGUCAUCGGAGAUUGGCUCCGGCCCGGUGGGUCCAAAUCACAUUCCUAGCCUCUCUGGUCCACCUUCCGGCCAUCACCAUCAUCACUGGGGCUAUCCACCGCCACCCCAUCCAUCUUAUCAGCCGCAACAUUCCGACGUAUCGCGGCAUCAUCACGAUCCCCGUCCGCCUCAUGACCUUAGGCAUCCGGCCACGGCUACCGCCGAGCUCAGACCUCAAGAGAUCAGACACGAGAUGCACAGGCCUGAUCUGAGGCACCAGUCAGCGGCGGAGAUGCAGCGGCACCAAGCAUCGGAGUUGCACAGGCCAGAAAUGGCGAGGCAUCAUCAGGAUUUGACGGGGAUGAGGCCGGACAUGGCCACGGAAAUUAGAUCUAGUCACGAGUUUCCGGACCUCAAGAUCGACGUCGCGGAUAUUAGGAAUCAGGAGAGCGGGCAACAGCAGCAGCAGCAACAGCAACAACAGCAACAGCAACAAGCGUCGCAACAGGGUCAAGCUCAUCAACAGAGAAGUCUGAAAAGAACUAUGAGCGAUUCCGAUUGCGACGACGUGUUCUCCGAGGAGAGCGGCAAAGAGCCUUGCAAUUCACCGGGAGGCGAUUCUUGUCAGCACGCGUCGCGAAAGCGAAGAAGAGGAAUGAUCGAAAAGAAACGUCGUGACAGAAUAAACGCGUCUCUCGGUGAACUUCGUAGAUUAGUGCCGGCAGCGGCUAGAGAUCCUCAUAGCGGGAAAUUGGAGAAGGCGGAGAUUUUGCAGCUCACCGUCGAACAUUUACGAACGCUUCGAAACAAAGGCCCUGAAGGGUACGACAGUACGAAAUUGGCGAUGGAUUAUCACGCGGUGGGUUGGGGGGAGUGCGCAGCCGAAGUUGGCCGCUACUUGGUCACCAUGGAGGGCCUCGACGAGAGAGAUCCACUGAGGCUGCGAUUGCUCUCCCACCUUCAAAGCUUUCACCGUGAGCAUCAUCCACCGUCGUCCGCCACCGUUCCUCCUCCGGUGACCAGCUUGAGUUCGACCUCGACGAGUACCAACUACGAGACGGGGAGCACAGUUUCCGCUGGAAUGCCACCUGGAGCGGGGACGAUGCCACCCCUUCUGGGUGGAAGCGCUCUCGGAUGGGGCCAGUAUCCAGGACAAUAUCCUCAACAGCAACACGGAAAACCUUACAGACCGUGGGGCGCCGAAUUGGCCUAUUAA